GCUUGAAAGGCCGGGCUGGGAGCGCAGCGGCGGGAGCCUGGAGAACGAUGAGCCGAUGCGCGCGCGGUGCCCAGAGCCCAGCCCUGCCCGGCGCGGCUCCGGAAAGCCGCCCAGGGAACUUAGGGCAACGCCUUUGGGACCCCUUACUGGUUGGCAGGCAGGAUGGUGAGCUCCUUGCCUCUGGGUCGGUGGCCACCUGUGGGCACUGUGGAUGCACAGGGGAUCCUUGUGGAGUAAGUGUACUGGGAGCCACCUCACACCUGAUACAAAAGCCAGUGGUGGAGUGAGUGCUGCUAUUUUAAGUUGCUGAAUGGAACCUCUAAGGACAAGGGGAGGGGACAGAGGUUAAGCAGAUAGUGAGCCUGAGUGCCUGGCCAGCCUGGGCAGGCACUGCAUCUGUUUACUGGGGCACAUCUUCGCAGGGCUGCCUAUGCUCCCCAACUUCCCAGGCUGGCAUCCCCACCGCAGGCUUCCUGACCACAGGUGCUGGCCUCGUGCCCCAGGGCGCCUGUCUGCUGAUGUGCCCAGCUCCUGCCCACCAUGCCGCCCUCCAUCUCGGCCUUCCAGGCUGCGUACAUUGGCAUCGAGGUGCUCAUUGCUUUGGUCUCUGUGCCCGGAAAUGUACUGGUGAUUUGGGCUGUGAAGGUGAACCAGGCACUUCGCGAUGCCACCUUCUGCUUCAUCGUGUCCCUGGCGGUAGCUGACGUGGCCGUUGGCGCCCUGGUCAUCCCACUGGCUAUCCUUAUCAACAUUGGGCCACAGACCUACUUCCACACCUGCCUCAUGGUGGCCUGCCCUGUCCUCAUCCUCACCCAGAGCUCCAUCCUGGCCCUGCUUGCUAUUGCUGUGGACCGAUACCUGCGCGUCAAGAUCCCUCUCCGGUACAAGACAGUGGUGACUCAGCGGCGGGCAGCAGUGGCCAUAGCUGGCUGCUGGAUCCUCUCCCUUGUGGUAGGCCUGACACCCAUGUUUGGCUGGAACAACCUGAGUGCAGUGGAACAGGCCUGGAGAGCCAACGGUAGUGUCGGGGAGCCCGUGAUCAAGUGUGAGUUUGAGAAGGUUAUCAGCAUGGAGUACAUGGUCUACUUCAACUUCUUCGUCUGGGUGCUGCCGCCACUGCUCCUGAUGGUCCUCAUCUACCUGGAGGUCUUCUACCUGAUCCGCAAGCAGCUCAACAAAAAGGUGUCCGCCUCCUCUGGUGACCCCCAGAAGUACUACGGGAAGGAGCUGAAGAUCGCCAAGUCACUGGCCCUCAUCCUUUUCCUCUUUGCGCUCAGCUGGCUCCCGCUGCACAUCUUGAACUGCAUCACCCUCUUCUGCCCCACCUGCGAGAAACCCAGCAUCCUGAUCUACAUCGCCAUCUUCCUCACGCACGGCAACUCGGCCAUGAACCCCAUCGUCUACGCCUUCCGAAUCCACAAGUUUCGGGUCACCUUUCUGAAGAUUUGGAACGACCACUUCCGAUGCCAGCCCAAGCCUCCCAUUGAUGAAGACCUCCCAGAGGAGAAAGCUGAUGAUUAGACUCUGCCUUGCUCUGUCUAGCCCUCACCCAGUGGCUGUCUGUUCAUUCCCCACGUCCUCCCUCUUCCCCUGUCCCACUGUUCCCCUCAGCUCUCCCAGCUGGGAUGCGGGCUGUGGACACCAGGGAGGCUCUGAAGAGAUGCCCCUUCUAUAAGGAGCUAGCUGCCCUGUACCUUGGGGACCUGAAGGAGGCUUGGAGGUGGGGCGGGCUUUGGCAGGGAACUGGGUGGCCUGGGGUGAGCGGAGAGUCCUGUGUGUCCUGUUCCUGGCUGUUCUCUGAGCAGUUCAGAGGCCAGGGUUAGGAUAUUCUGGCUCCUACAGUCAGACAGGAGGGGAGCCUGCUAUUAGGUGUUGGUGGCCCAAGGGACCAACUUCAAGGUGAGGAAGACAGUCCCUUAGAUGUGGAUGGAUAGUGAGAAAUGGUUAUGUCCCAACUUUGCUGUCUCUCCUGUUCUGUAGGAGAAGAUAGUAAACCACAGGGAAGGAGACCUCAGCCCCCUCCCCCCACCCAAGGACUGUGUUCUUGGCCAUGCAGGUGCUGUGAUCUCUGCUCUCUUGACCUCGAGAAGCCCGGGGUCAUACUUGGGAGAGGCAGAAAGAGUAGGUCCGGGGAUUGUCUCUCACAUCUGCUCUGUUCACAGCCUGGGACUCCCAGUGGGCCACCAAGUCCUUGGGAAUUAAAAAUAGUGCAGAAGGUGCUGGCCUCAAAUAGCCAGCAGGGAGCAGCACUGAGCCCUUCUUGCCCUGAACUUCCUGGGAGCCUCCAAUGUAAUUUUCUGUCUGGGCCACCAAAGCUUCACCAACUCUCAGAGCAGGCCUGGACUCUCUUGAGGGACACCAUCUCUGCUUCCAAAACCCAGGAGAAGAGAGUCCCCAGGCAGAACAACCCUUGGGAGCAUGCUUCCCGAGGUGGGAGGAGGGGGCGGAGAGCAUCCAAGAGGAUCCCAGGAGACCAUGGGCACCCCUGGUGUGAAGUGUGACAGACCAGACCAGACCAGACCAGACCAGACCAAAGGAGACUGCUGUCCUCGGUGUGAGGAAGUGCCUUGCUGGCAUUUAAAGAUCCAAAACGCUCCUGGAGGUGGAUUUAGCUCAGAAGCUUUGUUACAAAUAGAGUGUAGGCUUUUGGGGGUGGGUGGGGUCUCAGGUAGGACCAGCCCAUACUCUGCUGAGCCUGGGUGUCGUCCUCAUAUGGGCAGCAGGCAGAGGAGGGUAGCAGGGUUCCUCCUCCUUGGAGUGUGAAUGUUGACUCCAAGUCUCCAUCCCAGGUUUUUCCCUCAGUUGGAGGUGAGGUGUCCCUGGCUCUCGCUCUCAAGGACGCCCCUAUGUCUAAUAAAAGAUUGUGAAUCCCUGUGGAGAGAGGGGUGCUGGCACCCCAGCACUGUCAGAGGCCAACCACCUCAGCGGAGAAGAUGUAAUGGUGGGGGUGGAGGGGAAGCUGAGAGAGGGCUGUGGAGGCAGAUGGAACAAGGAAGUUCCAGAGAUGGUGUGUCUGUUGCUAUAGUUACGCAUUUAGGGUGGCACAUUGUGAAUCAGAAACCAAGAUCCAGAACACUCACGUGUCUAAAAAAAUGCCCUGUGUCAUCGUGAGACCCUUCCUCUUGGCACUUUCCUAAUCUUGAUAGUGUCUCCCCUUCAUAGUAACAUGGUAUCUUCCCAUCUGAUGUGACCCUCACUGCCACAGAAGCCCCAUGCUAUAACACCACACACCUUUAUUUGAAUACUUCUCACACAG
This is a messenger RNA of Apodemus sylvaticus (European woodmouse), 3256 nucleotides long. RefSeq names its product adenosine A1 receptor (gene Adora1). The transcript is spliced from 2 exons. Gene Ontology annotation, cellular component: dendrite; synapse; membrane. Bases 541 to 1521 code for a protein of 326 amino acids. Gene Ontology annotation, biological process: G protein-coupled adenosine receptor signaling pathway. Gene Ontology annotation, molecular function: G protein-coupled adenosine receptor activity. The record is from RefSeq and is a predicted model, not a curated record. Lineage: Eukaryota; Metazoa; Chordata; Mammalia; Rodentia; Muridae.